Messenger RNA from Stomoxys calcitrans (stable fly), 2291 nucleotides. RefSeq names its product phosphatase Herzog (gene hzg). The record is from RefSeq and is a predicted model, not a curated record. The coding region runs from base 1179 to 2225 and encodes 348 amino acids. Gene Ontology annotation, molecular function: RNA polymerase II CTD heptapeptide repeat phosphatase activity. The transcript has 6 exons. NCBI's taxonomy places the organism in Eukaryota, Metazoa, Arthropoda, Insecta, Diptera, Muscidae.
UAGCUGCUGGCAAAAUCGUAUUGAACGGAAACGGAAAAACGGUUCGCGGAUUUUUUUAAUUUUUUCAAAGUAGAACGAAAGCAAACACGGCAAUUAUUUUUUAAUAAACUCAAUUUUUGUGCGAUUAAGUUGCAACAAUAUUGUUUGUAAAACAAUUCUAACGAAAAAUGUAAAAGCAUCUGGAUAUAAAGAACCUAAUUUGACUGUUGCUCGCAACAACAAUACCAACAUACCGUGGAUAAUAAAUACUGUAAACAACGGAUCGACGACCACACGAAAACGAUAGCAAUAGCAAUAAAAGUAAUAAUAACAACAACAAAACAGUGAAAUAAAGAAAUAAAACAAGAUAAAGUCGUCAAGCAAAACAAAAAGCAACAAAUUUCAGACGCAAGUUAAAUAAAACCGCAACAUUUUCGGAAAAUUAAUCUACAAGUUCUAUAAAUAACAAAAUUUCAUGAAUCCCACAAAAUUUCAAGGCAUAUAGUGAAAUAGCGUGAGAGAGCAACCAAAGAAGAAGAGUGAGAGAGCACAAGCAAGUAUAUUGAAUGAGUGUUAAGUGCAUUUAAGCAAAAAAAAAAAAGAAUAUAAAAUUAAGAAAAACAACAAGAAAACCACGGCAGGCAGAAAAAGAAGAAGCAGCAGCAAAAGCCAUCCAUCCAUCCGUCUCUCGCGACCACAAAACACAAUUUCAUUAAAAUUCUUUCUGUUCUUUUUGUGUUAGAUCCUACAAUUCCUAUUCAUUUUUUUGUUGGUUUACUAUCUCUUUGUUCAACCGUAUAUGUGCAAUAUCUAAAAAUCAAAAGUUUAAAACAGGAAAAAUCAAAUACCUAGUUUGCUUGCUUGGAGAAGUAAAUCGAAAUCCAGAAUCAUCAAUAAGAAGUAGCAAAGAUUCUUCUGUUAAAACGCGUUUCGUUCUUCCCAGUGUAAAAUAUCAUUCGAGAGCAAAAAAUUUAGAAAUCCUGAAAAAUUGUGUUGAGUUUUUUUUUAUUUGUCCGGCAACAGAUACCUAUAUAAGAGAAAUUGUUUAUAUACGCCUAUGUUGUCCAACUUGCAGCAGGUCAUCACUAUUUUUUUGAAAUCUAAUUUCAAAUCUCGUCAGUUUAACGUUUUCUUCUUCGAACAAAAAUUUUAAGUUUUGUAUUUUGUUUAUUUUUGUGUUAAAUACAUUUUAUGCUUAAAUGGAUGCAACAUCUAUAAUCACCCAAGUCGCCCGCGAUGACGAACAACUGAAUGUAUAUCCAAAUGAAAAAGAUGAUGUGGAACGCUUAAAGCCACAAAAACGCGGUUUCUUUCAAUCGAUUUUAUGUUGUUGGCGACGUAAUCGUACAAAAACGAAUCAAAAUGGUACACCUAUUGAUGGCUCCACAACACCGCCACCGUUACAGGACCAACAAAGGUACCUACUACCUCAGGUUAGGCACUCGGAUAUGCACAAAAAAUGUAUGGUUAUCGAUUUGGAUGAGACAUUAGUGCACAGUAGUUUUAAGCCUAUUCCAAAUGCUGAUUUUAUUGUCCCAGUUGAAAUUGAUGGUACCAUCCAUCAAGUGUAUGUUCUAAAACGGCCCUAUGUUGAUGAAUUCCUACGAAAAAUGGGUGAACUAUAUGAAUGUGUAUUAUUUACAGCAUCACUAGCCAAAUAUGCAGAUCCAGUUGCCGAUCUGUUAGAUAAAUGGAAUGUUUUUCGUGCAAGACUGUUUAGGGAAUCAUGCGUUUAUUACAGGGGUAAUUAUAUUAAGGAUCUAAAUCGCCUGGGACGUGAUUUGCAGAAAAUUGUUAUUGUUGAUAAUUCACCGGCUAGUUAUAUAUUUCACCCAGACAAUGCGGUUCCUGUUAAAUCAUGGUUUGACGAUGUCACCGAUUGUGAGCUUUUGGAACUUAUACCACUAUUUGAGAAACUGAGCAAAGUGGAUUCUGUAUAUAGUGUUUUGUGCAAUUCAAAUAAUCCCUUGAACAAUCACAAUCAACAACAGCAGACGCAACAACAACAGCAACCGCAGCAACAACAACAACAACAACAGCAGCAGCAGCAGCAACAUUCAAUACAAAAUCAGCAAACAACGCCACAGCAUCAGCUACAACAGCAACAACAGACCAUUACAGCAACUACAAUCAUAACGCAAGCUUCGACACUGUCGACACCAACAAUACUGACGUCACAGCAACAGCAACAACACCAACAAAAAGGAAGUCCGCCCAAUCUUAGUGAUUUAAAUAAUAAAACGUAACAUCAGUGGGAAUUAAUGUUUAUAAAUAUUUAAUUAUUAUUAUUUUUUUUUUUUGAAUACAUAAUA